AUGCCUACUACGGUGACAUGCGUUGACGUGCGAGCGUCAUGGCGGAGACAAGGCCACCCUGCUACCAAACCUAGUACCUCGAGCCCCGCGAAGCUGCAACCGGCUGGCACCCAGAUGUGGUCCUUCGCCAGCGCUAUGUACACCGCUCAGGGCACAAAACCCCGCGAUCUACCCAAGCUACACGAUCGCCCAUCGAAAUGCUUCCUCGCCCUGCCUCACGAUGCGCUCUCGUCUUCAACGUUACGAUAUUACGCCUUUGCCGUCACUGAGGACUUUCUCGCCGACCUUGCCCGCGCCGCACCCAAACGAGAACGACUGCGAGUCCCACAUGCAGACGGCGUUCAACUCACGCAUCACGGUCUUCGUCUUGUUAGUGCUCGUACUGGAGCACGGAGGAUAUUCCUCACUGCUGGCCGGAUAGACCGCGACCGACCUCCGCGCCACCCGCCACCCUUCGUAGCGCCCAACGGCAUCGUGCCACUCGUGGCUGUGUGCUCGAGCGAACCUAGCUCGUACCGGAAACGUCCUAGCCAGGAGCAGGUCGACAGGCUCAUGGACAUCUUCGGCACACCUCCACAGUGGUGGACGGCCUUCUCGCGCGAUAUGCCUCGACAACCGGCAGAGGAGGUCAUUGCGUCCGCUCGGGCAUGA
Peniophora sp. CBMAI 1063 is the source of this 651-nucleotide messenger RNA. Lineage: Eukaryota; Fungi; Basidiomycota; Agaricomycetes; Russulales; Peniophoraceae. The record is from the annotation of a GenBank genome assembly.